AUUGGUGGUCCUCUUUCUAAAUACAUUAAAAGGAAUAUUUUUGGUAGCAUAUGAUUUGAUUGCAUCUCCUAUUAUACGAAUUUAUCUACAUCCAUGAUUGAAUAUUUUAAUAAAUAUUUUUGAAUAGAAUAUUGCUUACCUAGUUUGAACCGAUUGCUUCUUGCUAUAAUGGGAAGAGAUAUUCUUUGCUUUCCAUAUUGCCUUGAGACCGUGCAUGCAUUCGAUAUUCUCUCAAUUGACAUAUUCUUAUGUGCUACUAGAAUAUCUUGUGUCUAUCAAUAUAAUUGACAUAUGCCUUUAGCUCAAACUAUGAGACAUAUUAUUCAAGGAAGGUAAUUCAAAAUAUCAAGGAAAGUCCAAAUAUUCAACCAAGGAAAGGAGAGGCUACGAAUGCUAUAUAUAUAUUGGACUGAAGACCAGACAAAAGGGGUGCUUAACCAGAGAAAUAUCAAGAGACAGGCUCGAGAAAAAUACGAAGUUCAAGGCAUCUGAAACUGCUCACUCGGAGUUCUAGAUAUAGUUUCUUCUUUCCCUUCUUCAUAUUGUAAUAGGGUUUUGAGGAUUGGCUAAGAGUAGCCUCCUCGGGUUGGUUUGUGUUGUGAGAGCUUUGUUGUAAAGCUGAGAGGCUCUCUACCCGCAAGGUAGAGAAGCGUAACUCUUCCUAGAGAGGAUAGAGUUGGGGUGGCUCAAGGGUAGACUAGGAGAGUUUCCCUUGUAAUCAUUCAAAGGCUUUUUAGUGAAGUUGUUAAAAUUCCUCCAAGGGAGGUCGAGGUUUUUUAAUCCCUUUGAGCCAAGGGAUUUUUCCUCGUUAAAUUCUUGUGCACUUUACUAUUUCGCAAUUCCCUUUAUCCCACACUAGAACUCGGCGAAAAACUGCCACGGUUCCACACACACACAAUUCACCCCCCCUCCUUUUGUGUUGCUAACCGUUUUCAUCAAUUGGUAUCAGAGCCGGUCUUCACCACAUAAAGGCUAAUACCUUGGGAAGAGAUCCGGCAAAAUGAAUACGGUUGACCGAUUGGAAGAAGGGUACUCGACUCAACGACCACCAUUGUUCAAUGGCAAAUACUAUCAAUUUUGGAAGAGUCGGAUGGAAAACUUUAUCAAGGCCGAUAACUACCAGGUUUGGAAUGUAAUUGAAAGUGGUGAUAAUGCCAUCACAAAGAGAAACGCCGAAGGUAAUGUUGUUCCUAAACCUAAAGUUGAAUAUACUUCUGAAGAUUAUGAGAAACUCGAGCAUAAUGCCCAAGCCCUUAAAUAUUUAAUUUGUGGUCUUGGUCCUGCCGAACACAAUCGGGUUCUAGGAUGCAAGACUGCAAAACAAAUGUGGGAUUUGCUCGAGGUCACUCAUGAGGGAACCUCACGUGUAAAAAAAUCUAAGAUUGACAUAUUCAUGCGUAAUUACGAAUUAUUCGUAAUGAAGCCAAAAGAGUCAAUUAAGGAUAUGAUUACACGCUUUACUAACAUUAUCAAUGAGCUUUCAGCCCUUGGAAGAGAAAUUACAGUGGAAGAUCAAGUGAGAAAGAUUUUGAGAAGCCUGCCCCAAGUGUGGAAGCCUAAGACCACGGCUAUUGAAGAAGCAAAGGAUCUAUCCACCAUGACACUUGAAGACUUGACUGGAUCACUCUUGACAUAUGAACUGGGUCUUCAAGAAGAACAAGAUGCCGAGAAUGAUAGACGAGAAAGAGGAAUAGCUCUAAAGGAUCGAGAAGAAGAAGAAGAAUCCGAAAGUGAAUCGGAUGAGGAGAUGAGCAUGUUUGCGAAACAAUUUGGGAGGAUGUAUCGAAAGUUCAAGAACAACCGUACCAAACAAGGUAAAAGGAAUACUCAAUCCUUUAAUAACCAAGGUUGUUUUGUUUGUGGUUCCUUUGAGCACAGGGCUAAAGACUGUUCACAAAAGAAAAAUGACCGGAACUGCGACAAGAACAAGUCCAGUUCCAACCGGAGGUUCAGCGAAGACAAAGGGUUCAAGAGAGAUCUCAAAAAGGCCAUGAUGGCAGCAUGGGGAGAUUCUUCUGAUGAUGAAGAAGAGGAAAAUGAUAAGAACAUCAACCAUGCGGGUCUAUGUCUUAUGGCUCAUUCUGACGAGGAAUCCGACCAAGAGAGCUUUGAGGUAAACUUUGAAAAUUUUCUAUCUAAGUUUGACUCUCUAUCCAAAACCAAAGCUCGGAAAAUUUUCAAAAGAUUGACUAUUGUGCUUAAUCAAAACCUUUCUGAAAAUGAUCAUCUUAAAUCACAAAUCACUGAGCUUGAGUCCAAAAUCAAAGUAUGAUAAGUAAACUGUGACACCGCACCCGGAUGUACUUGAAUUUGAAAUUUGAUACGUAUUUGAAUUUCUGGCGAAUAAAAUCGUGUAGCAGAUUGGGUAUAUUUAAUUAAUGCGAGAUUAAUUAAAUUAUUUAUCGGGCCCAUAAUAAUGAGAAUGGGCUACCAAAUAUUUAGUCGGGUCAUUGUAAUAAUAAUUGAAGCCCAAUAAAAUGCCAACCAAAGUUGAUAAAAAUAUUUGGACAACCCGAGUGCUAUUUUGGCCCAACCUACCGAAAAUAGCAGGAAUAAUUGGGGGAAACUUCCUACACCCAUUUGGGAAUUUCCUACACACUUUGGAGAGUCUAAAUAAGUCAAAUUUAGACAACACAUGAGGGUUGAUGCGGAUGGAUGAUGGAGGAAGUCUCCUAGAGACAAAGCCUACACACAUGACCCCAUACUCAAAUUAUUUUGAGUAUUGAUUGGGAAGAGAUGCCUCACCCUUUCCCAUUGCAAUCAUUCGGCCAUCAAGGGAGAAGAACCCAAGGAGAACCAAACCUCACAAAGCUCUUGGCUAGGGAGAAGCAAGGAGAUAGCAAACUCUAGGAAAAACUAGCAAGAACACAAGGUAAGAACUUAUCUAGUUCUUUAACUAGUUUUAUAGUGUAUGAUUUUUAAGAAAUCAUAUGGUGGAUUAAACAUGAUGUUCUACACAUUUAAAAGUGUAGAAUAAUGUUAUAAAGUGGUGAUAAUUAACUUAGAAGAGUGGGUGAAUCGAUAGGAGUCAAAAUCGCCGGAAACCGCCACUUUAAGGGAGCUGUUCGUAGCUGCAGACCACGAAAGCCGCCCACCUUUGGCAAAAGCCGCCCGGCUUUCGUCUGCUGGUCAGAUUUUCCACUUCCAAUCGGUUUAGAACGGGGAUUGAUCGAAAGGCUUAACAAAGGCAACUAUUUCAGCACUUCAUAAGUUUCAGGUAGGAGUUGAGCUCGCUACAAAUACUCGUUGCGUCGAGGGAGGAUCCAGGAGGGAAGACGUGGUUCGUGCUUCCUCCGUUUCUGUUUUUUAAAAACAAUUACAUUAAUGCUCAUGGAUAUUAUUUUUGAAUAAUCAUUCGGGGGCUCGUAUGCCCAUGUUUGCCGAGUGUGGCAUAAACACUUGUAUUAAAUGUUUCCGCUGCUUAAAUGAAUAUUUUACAUUAUGCUUGUUUAUGGAUGUACUAUGUGUGAAUGGUAUUCAAGACGCCUUGUAUAGUAUGGAUGAGUUGGACUGCGGUUGACUAUUCGUACUGUACGGCGGGUUGUUGACGUGUCCGGAUAGAUCCGGGGCGUGACAAUUUAAUUGGUAUCAGAGCCUUAGUCCGUAAACUUCAUAAUGAAGCUUCAAAAUUCCUUUUGAAAAUGAUUUUGCAAACCAUGAGCAUAAAGUUUUGUACUUGUAGAACUUUUGGUACUUGAGUUGCAAUGUCUCUAAUUGUUAAGAUGGUACCCUUAACAAUUGGCAUGGCGGCGACUUGAGCCAAAGGAUGUCUUAAGUACUUAUCCGUCAAUUGACAUUUCAUACGAGUCUAAAGACUCAUUCUCAAUUUCUUUCAGAAAUGGAACGUACCGGGAAAGUAACUAGAAGGAACCCGACUGGCCAGGCACCGAGGGGGUCCGUGCAAGGCAGUAGAGGGGCUUCUAGAGUGUCCAGGGGACAAGGCCGUGGAGGCCAAGCUCAGACCGUGAGUGACGGUCAUGUUGAAAUGGUAAAUGAGUCUUAUGAGUCCGAGGAGGAUUCAACGUAUCAACCGGGAACAGAGCCGGUUGAGACCCCAUAUGAUGGGGAAUAUGAUGAUGUGAGUGAACAGAGCGAUGAUAAUGACGCGCUUGAAAGAAUGGAGGGACUACUCCGACAGUAUCAACAAGAUCGUCAAAGGCGCCAGGCAAGGCGUGCUUUGGAAGGGGCUUCAAGAAGAGGAAGCCAUGUGGGAUCUAGAGGACAUGUAGAGUCCCGAGUAGAUCGGGGUGCUGAGGUCCCAAUAAUAAGGAUCUCGAAGUACCUCAAAGAAGCGAGAGAUUUGGGGUGUAAGCCGUUCGAUGGAACGGGAGAUAUCUCCGUUGCGGCAGAGUGGAUCAAGAGAUUCAACGAAGCGGCUCUUGACAUGGAGCUGCCGCCGAUCAUGAAGUUGAGAGUGGCAACGAGGUUGCUAGAGGGAAUGGCGUCCACGUGGUGGGACGGUGUUAAAGGGAAGUAUGGUGAGACAGUCACUUGGGAGAACUUCCGCCAAGAAUUCUUCAAUCAAUAUUACUCCGAUUUCGAGGUGAACUUGAAAAGGAGAGAAUACACCAACUUGACCCAAGGAGGCAAGUAUACUGUGAGGCAACUUGAGCACAAAUUCCGGGAGCUUGCCGAGUUCAUACCGGAAUAUGCAUGCGAUGAAAACCGAAUGGUGAACCACUUCUGGGAUGCCUUAGACCUUGACAUACGUGAGAGGGCAACACAAUUGCCUAAUAUGACGUUUAGUCAAGUUGUUGAGCAGGGCUUGAAGGGGGAGAAAGAAUGGGAAGAAAGAAAGCGAAGAAAUGCCGAGGAGGCAAAGAAAAGAAAAUGGGAGAACCAAGGCCCCCAAGGUUCCAAUAAGAAGGGGAACCACGGGGGAGGGAGAUCAUUUAAGACCCCUGCACCGCCAUCGAGAGGAAACCCGGGAAUGAGUGGACAACACUCGGGAUCACAAGCCUCAACAGCGCCCAAAUGCAAGAAUUGCAAGAGGAACCACGUGGGCAAGUGUCGUGAUCCCCCGAGGUGCUAUCAAUGUGGCGAUACGGAGCACAUGAGGUCGAGUUGCCCACAACUUGGGCGAGCCGUGAGUGCCGGGCCGAGUGGUGGGACCACGAUGAGCAGGAACCGGACAGCGGCACCUCAUGCAAACACGGGGCACGGUGGAGCUAGCACAAGCAAUGCACCGUCCGUUAAUCAAGGGAGGACCCAAGCGAGGGUCUAUGCGAUUACGGAAGCCGAUGCACGUGCUAACCCGGACUCCGUCGCGGGUAAAUUCUUGAACUUUUGAUGUUAUUCCUUUGUAAACAAUAUAAGUGUUGAAAUGUACACGUUGUAUAGCCAACCGGGGUUGUGCAAGUUCGAAGAAGUGGAUGAAUAUCCACCUGGGACGGAUGCCGCCCGACUUUGACGAAAGCCGCCCGGCUUUCGGACUUGUUUUUUUCCAAAAAUCUUUCGGCAGAGAAAAACCGGCCGAGUUUUGUAAAAACCGGCCGGCUUGUGUUCAGGCGUCUCCAGUGUGAGGCGUUGCUAAUGAAAACCGGCCGGCAUUCGUAAGAACCGGCCGGCUUUUAUAAAAAAAAAAAAUUGAAAUUCUACGGCGACGAACGUCGCCCGACGUUCAUGAAAACCGGCCGUCUUUCAUGGGAAUUAAAUCAAUUAAAUGUUCGGCGAUGAAAAACCGGCCGGCUUUGGCGCAAACCGGCCGGCUUACGUAACCGUUCCUUCCGAGCCGAAGGCCGAGGUGCGAAAACCGGCCGGCUUUCAUGAAAAGCGGCCGGCUUUCCCUUAUUGGUGCACGGUGUUGAUUUUUAGGUGGGAACCGGGAUGGAAUCGGGAUGGGGCGUUAGAUGACGAUCAUCCAAACCAUAGCCGGGGUACUCUAUAACCUAAGAAAUGAGUCUAAUAGGUAGGGAGUGUGUCUUACAUUGCUUAUGAAUGUAGGAACACUAAAGAUUAACGGGAGAGACGCAAGAAUCCUUAUUGACACUGGGGCGCAACGAUCAUUCGUGAGUGAGGCGUUUGCCGGGGAAUUCAAAGAACCACUUGUGCCGAUGGCUCAAGCCCUAUUGGUAUCCACACUGAUACACUUGUAAUUUCCGUGUGUAUGUUUACGUUUUUAGCUAGUUUUGGUUGUUUAGUAUUUCGGAAAUUACACACUUUUGGUGUAAUAGUUUAGUUUGUUGAAUUCUUGUAAUUUGUUUAGAUUAGGGUCAUUCUGAGCUCAAACAGGUCUACCAUCACUCAAAG
Messenger RNA from Cuscuta epithymum, 6249 nucleotides. The record is from the annotation of a GenBank genome assembly. Lineage: Eukaryota; Viridiplantae; Streptophyta; Magnoliopsida; Solanales; Convolvulaceae.